AUGCCUGCCGUCAGAGGAGAUGGAAUGCGAGGACUCGCAGUUUUUAUAUCAGAUAUACGGAAUUGUAAGAGUAAAGAAGCAGAAAUAAAAAGAAUUAAUAAAGAACUUGCUAACAUACGUAGUAAAUUUAAAGGUGACAAAACCUUAGACGGAUAUCAGAAGAAGAAGUAUGUCUGCAAACUCCUGUUUAUCUUUCUGCUGGGGCAUGAUAUUGAUUUCGGUCAUAUGGAAGCAGUGAACUUAUUGUCCUCCAAUAAAUACUCAGAGAAGCAAAUUGGAUACCUUUUUAUAUCAGUUUUGGUAAAUACUAAUAGUGAUCUCAUAAAACUUAUCAUACAGAGCAUUAAAAAUGACUUGCAGUCUCGAAACCCUAUUCACGUAAAUCUUGCACUACAAUGUAUAGCUAAUAUUGGCAGUAAGGAUAUGGCUGAGGCUUUUGGAACCGAGAUUCCAAAAUUACUAGUGUCUGGUGACACCAUGGAUGUAGUCAAGCAAUCAGCAGCACUAUGUCUUCUCAGAUUGUUUCGUAAGUGUCCAGAAAUUAUUCCAGGAGGAGAAUGGACUUCAAGAAUCAUACAUCUGCUGAAUGACCCACAUAUGGGGGUAGUCACCGCUGCCACAUCUCUUAUAGAUGCACUUGUAAAGAAAAAUCCAGAAGAAUAUAAAGGGUGUGUCACACUGGCUGUAGCACGCCUUAGUAGGAUUGUCACUGCAAGUUAUACUGAUUUACAGGAUUAUACAUACUAUUUUGUACCAGCUCCUUGGUUAUCUGUUAAACUUUUGCGCUUGCUCCAGAACUACACCCCACCUUCAGAAGAACCUGGAGUUCGUGGACGUUUAUCUGAAUGCUUGGAAACCAUAUUUAAUAAAGCUCAAGAGCCUCCCAAGUCAAAGAAAGUGCAGCAUUCAAAUGCAAAGAAUGCCGUUCUAUUUGAAGCAAUAAGUCUUAUAAUUCACAAUGAUAGUGAACCUAAUUUACUAGUUAGGGCGUGCAAUCAGCUUGGACAAUUUUUAAGUAACAGGGAAACUAAUUUAAGAUACUUAGCACUUGAGUCAAUGUGCCACCUUGCAACAUCAGAAUUUUCCCAUGAAGCUGUUAAAAAGCAUCAGGAAGUUGUAAUUUUAUCUAUGAAAAUGGAAAAAGAUGUGUCUGUCAGACAGCAAGCUGUAGAUUUACUAUAUGCCAUGUGUGAUAAAACAAAUGCUGAAGAAAUUGUCCAAGAAAUGUUGGCUUAUCUUGAAACAGCUGAUUAUUCAAUCAGAGAAGAAAUGGUCCUCAAAGUUGCCAUACUGUCUGAAAAAUAUGCUACUGACUUCACUUGGUAUGUUGAUGUCAUAUUAAAUCUUAUAAGAAUAGCUGGAGAUUAUGUUUCAGAGGAAGUGUGGUAUAGAGUUAUUCAAAUUGUCAUAAAUAGAGAUGAAGUCCAAGGAUAUGCAGCAAAGACUGUUUUUGAAGCCCUUCAAGCUCCAACUUGUCAUGAAAAUAUGGUAAAAGUGGGUGGAUACAUACUGGGUGAAUUUGGAAACUUAAUUGCUGGUGAUACAAGAUCUUCACCACAAGUCCAAUUCGAACUGCUCCAUUCAAAAUAUCAUCUUUGUUCUGCAGCUACGAGAGCACUGCUAUUGUCAACUUACAUUAAACUGGUAAAUCUCUUCCCUGAAAUUAAAAACAGAGUGCAAGAAGUUUUCCGUGCUGACUCAAAUUUACGAUCUGCUGAUGUAGAAUUACAACAAAGAGCUUCAGAAUAUCUGCAGUUAAGUAUAGUAGCCAGUUCAGAUGUAUUAGCAACAGUUUUGGAGGAAAUGCCUGCAUUCCCAGAACGAGAAUCUUCUAUUUUGGCUGUACUGAAAAAGAAGAAACCAGGUCGCAUACCUGAUGAUGUAAAGGAGUCUAAGAGUCCUCAACCCAGUAUCACACCAGCUCCAGUUAUUAAUAAUUCUAUUAACAGCAAUAAUUCCAGUGCCGAUCUUCUUGGUCUAUCAACUCCACCUGGCACUAAUGCCACUACAGGAAAUGGUUUAUUAGAUGUUCUAGGAGAUUUAUACUCUACACCCAAGAAAAGCCCAACUACUGUACAACAAAAUAAUAUUAAGAAAUUUUUGUUUAAAAAUAAUGGAGUACUCUUUGAAAAUGAUCUCAUACAAAUUGGAGUUAAAAGUGAAUUCAGACAAAAUUUGGGAAGAAUUGGACUGUUUUAUGGUAACAAGACACAAUCUGCUAUUCAAAAUGUCCAUCCUGAAUUACAUUGGACUGAUUUGCACAAACUGAAUGUGCAAAUGAAACCUAUGGAACCUGUUCUGGAAGCAGGUGCUCAAAUUCAACAAAUGCUGACAGCUGAGUGCAUUGAAGAUUUUGCUGAUGCACCGAGCAUGUCGGUAUCAUUCCUCUACAACAAUGUCCCACAGAAAAUCUCAAUGAAACUGCCAUUAACACUAAAUAAAUUCUUUGAACCAACUGAAAUGAAUGGUGAAUCAUUCUUUGCUAGGUGGAAGAAUUUAGGUGGUGAACAACAAAGGGCGCAAAAAAUUUUCAAAGCUCAAGGCGCAAUAGAUAUCCCAGCCACUCGAACUAAACUGGCUGGUUUCGGUAUGCAAUUAUUAGAUGGCAUUGAUCCCAAUCCUGACAACUUUGUAUGUGCAGGAAUAGUACAUACAAGAGUUCAGCAGGUAGGAUGUUUAAUGAGAUUGGAACCUAACAAACAAGCUCAAAUGUUUAGACUUACUGUAAGAUCAAGUAAAGAAACGGUUUCACAGGAAAUAUGUAAUUUGCUAGCUGAUCAAUUCUAA
Messenger RNA from Danaus chrysippus (African queen), 2787 nucleotides. The record is from the annotation of a GenBank genome assembly. NCBI's taxonomy places the organism in Eukaryota, Metazoa, Arthropoda, Insecta, Lepidoptera, Nymphalidae.